Plenodomus lingam JN3 is the source of this 3801-nucleotide messenger RNA. RefSeq lists its product as uncharacterized. Lineage: Eukaryota; Fungi; Ascomycota; Dothideomycetes; Pleosporales; Leptosphaeriaceae. Gene Ontology annotation, biological process: intracellular sterol transport. Gene Ontology annotation, molecular function: sterol transfer activity; sterol binding. Gene Ontology annotation, cellular component: plasma membrane; endoplasmic reticulum-plasma membrane contact site; mitochondrion. The record is from RefSeq and is a predicted model, not a curated record.
AUGGCAUCGAUGGAGCGGCGCAGGAGCAUUGGGUCCCCCUUUGGCAAGGAGAGGCUGGAUAGCUCGCUCGCCGCAUCAGACAGUCGAUCCGCCUCCAAGGGCCCAGCAUCGUCAACCGUGUCCAUCGCAAGCAGCGACAGGUCCACAGACGACUUGCGCAAAUCGACUGACGGCGCACGAGACAGCAAGAUGCGAGGCAGUCGCAAGAACUCUGAAGAGGCUCGCAGUGACACGUCUUCGUCGCACCAGAAGCGCAUGUCGAAGCUGUUCAAGGGGCGGCGCAAGAGCAAAGCGUCGCGCAGUCACGACGACAUCUCCAUGAUGGAUGCGCACCAGGAUGUAGUGGUGCCCCCCGUGCCCCCCGUGCCUACCAUGAGUAGCCAUCCCAAUAGCAUCAACCCCCCCAGCACAGAGCCGCGGUACAACCAGAGCGACGACUCCCUGGGCCUGGCCAAGAGCGUUGCCAGCAGCCUGCUCACCGAGGACUCGGACACUGAGUCCCAACCACCCAAGCGGCCAGGCAUAUCACCGCACCAGUCCCACGCAGGCCUCCUGACUCUCUCCUCGCCCCUCAUCGCCUCCGAGACAAUCGAUUCCGUCGACGCGGCCAAGAAUGCCAGCCUGACCGACUCGGCGACAACUUCCGCCGACGAACCACCCACAGAGCAAAGCAAGACCAUCCACACCGCUGCAAACAAGCGUGCUGUCUCACCCGUGGGCAAACUCAAAGACGCUUUUGCUCCAGCACGCAGAGCCACUUCUCCCAAAAUAGCAGGCGAGCCGGACGGAGCAAAGGAGCCUGCAAGACCAAACACAAGCGGAGGCGGCAUCGGUUCGCUCUUUGGAGGGAAGAAGCGCCAGGACAGAGUGCUGGACGCGCCCCUCCAGGCCUCGCCACCCCAAUUGCAUUCGGAAGAAGAAGCACAGUCAACAAGCCCACAACUCAAAGGCGCCGCCCUAAAGCGCAUCGUCACCACCCAGCUGGCAGCUCCAUCGAAUCUAUCCAAUGCGCCUACCACUUUCAUAACCCCACCAACCCCCACCGAUGGGAUCAACGUCUCGCCUCCCGAAUCAUCAAACUCCAAAUCUGGAGCACAGCACACUUCUUCGCAGUCCUCGAACCCAAACGUGGUCGUCUCCCCCUCGGGGAAUAUGAUCUCACACCGCCGCGCACGAUCGCUCACAAAUCCGCCGAGUAAACUCUCACAAUCCAUAGCAGCGCCCUUGACUCCCCAUAUCGAGGAAGCAAAAACUCCUGGUGGGACCGCUGUACCCCCUCAAUCGCCUGCUGCAACUGGAGGCUUCUUCGCUUCCAUCUUUUCUGCGGCACAGAACGCUGCUAGCAACAUUAGUGAUUCGAUUACUAACAAUCCUGUAACCAAACAGAAAUCUGCUUCACAACCGCAAAAGGAGGGAGACGACAAAUCUGUGGACGGGGGUGAAGAGGUCAUUGGACCUGAAAACGCAGACGCCGCAGCAAUAGAAGACGGUGAGAAGCGCAGACCGGCGGUAGAAACACUUGGAUCAGGCAACCUGAGUCUGGCUCAUCUGGGCAUUGCCGAGACCAACGACGCCAGCCCAAUGUCUUCUGCCACCAAUGUCACAAUGAAGGCGGACGAGGCUUCUGCUAAAGUGGAAGACAUCGCAGCUGCGCAGGCAGUAUCAGCGGCUUAUGCUGGAGAAAAGGCUCCUUCGGUAGCGAGCGAGAGGCCGCGUUCGCUCACAGCAGUGUCGGCACAGUCGAAUGCAGGUGCUGCCUCUCCUCCCAGGCAGCCUGAGAUCACCGACUCGCCUGCAGCUUCAUCGUUGCAAAGACAAAGUAGUAUUCGCAGCCGGAUAAGCGGUGGCAAGAGAAGACGACAUAGAGGUAGCUCUGCAGCUACUGGAAACUCGACAGCUGGAGCGCCAGGCGCCAGUACGGCCACAUUAGCACCCAACACGGCUCUCAACACCAACCGUCUGAACGGAAUUGGAUUUGCAGUAGCAUCGCCGAAACGGAAUCGAGACUUUCAUGCUUUGUUCAAAAGUGUACCAGAAGACGAUUAUCUCAUCGAAGACUAUAGUGCAGCUCUUCAAAAGGAGAUUUUACUUCACGGCCGUCUCUAUGUUUCGGAAGGGCACUUGUGUUUCUCCAGUAACAUUCUGGGCUGGGUUACCAACCUCGUCAUUAGCUUUGACGAAGUCAUGUCGGUGGAAAAGAAGUCGACUGCUGUUGUUUUCCCAAAUGCAAUCGUCAUACAGACCCUCCAUGCUCGGAAUGUCUUUGCCUCAUUUCUCUCGCGAGAUUCUACGUAUGACUUAAUCAUCGGCAUCUGGAAGAUUUCACAUCCUAACCUCAAGUCCUCACUCAAUGGCGUCAUAGUAGACGGUGGCACUGGUGACAAGACAGAAAAGGCAGAAUCCGUUGCCAGCGACGAUGGCUCCAUCCAGGACUCGGAAGACGACGUCUAUGACGAGGACGCAGAAGACGACGAUGGCAUGGGUAGCUAUACGGAGGCUGGUGAAGGUAGUGUGGCUGGAAGCGAAAUCAGCGCUGCUCCAGCAGAGACACGCAAAGUCAGUGGCGCAAUAGCACAAGCUGUUGGCGGAGGCGGCGAGGUUGCUGAUGCCGCAAAGGCUACCACAAACGGGGUAGCAGCCUCGGAUGAUUUCCCUGGACCACCAUCACACGCACCGACCGAGUGCGGCGACAACGACCAGCACUAUGAUAAACUCCUCAUCGACACGACGAUCCCUGCCCCUCUUGGAAAAGUCUACAGUCUCAUGUUUGGACCCGCAUCAGGCGUCUUCAUGCGCAAAUGGUUGGUGGAAGAUCAAAGAUCUUUAGACUUGCAAAUGGAAGACGACAAGAAGGGUCUCGGCGAAGACAAGAAAACCUUCAGUUACUCUUACAUCAAGCCGCUCAACGCACCUGUCGGCCCUCGCCAAACGAAAUGUAACAUUGCCAUGACACUCGAGCAGUUCGAUCUUGAGAAGGCAGUCAGUGUACAGUGUUCUACAUCUACACCCGAUGUACCCAGCGGCAGCAUAUUUCUUACAAAGACACGAUACUGUCUAAUGUGGGGUCCCGGCAACAGCACUCGACUCAUCAUGACCUUUACAGUAGAGUGGAGUGGCAAGAGUUGGCUGCGAGGUCCCAUAGAAAAAGGCGCAAACGACGGUCAAAUGUCUUAUGCGACUUCCAUCACCGCCGCCCUCCGCAGCGCCGUCAGUGCCUCUAGGCCAUCGAACGGCCUCCGCGCCCCCGGCGGCAAAGGUGGCAAAGGUCGUAAACGCUCCAAAGCCACCGCCCUAGACGAACCAGCUACCAUGAGCACUCCCACCCCCUCGACGGCCGCCAAACAGAGCGACUGGGGUCUCUUCGACCCGCUCCGCAGUCUCCUUGGGCCCGUAGCCGACAUUCUAGAAUCUCUCUUCACGACGCAAAUCAUCAUCACCAUCCUCGGCCUCCUCGUCAUAUACGCCUGGUGCUUCCGCGGCACCAACACAGCCGUCGGACCAAACCAUUGGUCUGCGGCGCAGCGCCAGGUUGCGUACGAAGAAAUUUGGCGGCACGAAGAGGGCGAGCUGUGGGACUGGUUGGAGGACCGGGUGGCGCUGGAAAGAGCGCGACGCGAGGCUUUGGUCGGCUCGAGGCGGUGUGAAACCCCCGUGCCGCAGGACCAGGACCAGGCGAGGCAGAAGGUUGUGGUGCGCACGAUGAAGGAGAGGGAUGUGGAUGAGGCGAUUCGGGUUACGGAGGAGAGGCUGCGUGUACUUAAGCAGGCGGUGCAGCGAGAGAGGGGGAAAGCGAGGGGAUGA